This is a messenger RNA of Leptopilina boulardi, 2032 nucleotides long. Its product is annotated as asparagine synthetase domain-containing protein CG17486. NCBI's taxonomy places the organism in Eukaryota, Metazoa, Arthropoda, Insecta, Hymenoptera, Figitidae. The transcript has 3 exons. The coding region runs from base 112 to 1845 and encodes 577 amino acids. Gene Ontology annotation, molecular function: asparagine synthase (glutamine-hydrolyzing) activity. The record is from RefSeq and is a predicted model, not a curated record.
UGGUUACUUUUGUGGUUAUGUUUUGACAGCUUUAAAUGCGUUGUUUCCGCUUUAAUACAUAUAUAAUAAACUUCUACUUAGUUAUAUAUUUUAUUUAAUUUCAAUAUAAAAAUGUGUGGAAUUUUCUGCUGUAUACACAAUUCAAAAAACAAUGAUUUAGUUGAGUGGAACAUUUGUAAAGAAAGAAUAUUUUCUCGAGGUCCAGAUAAUGUAUGUGAAAAAUAUAUUAAAUUAACAGAUAAAUGUUGUGGUUAUUUUGGUGCAAGUAUUUUAUGGACUCAAGGAUCAAAAAUGACAAUUCAACCUUGUUUAGAUGAGAAUGAGAAUAUUCUUUUAUGGAAUGGAGAUAUUUUCUCUGGCAAUUCAAUAGAAUUAAACAAAAGUGAUACAUCAUUUAUUUUACGUUCUUUUCAAUCAUUAAAUGUUUUACCUACACUUGAAUUAAUAAAAGGACCCUAUAGUUUUUUGUAUUAUCAAAAAUCCACCAAUAUUUUAUAUUUUACACGAGAUUUAUUUGGAAGACAUAGUUUACUUGUGAAUUUUAAUUUAGUAAAUAAUUCAUUAACAUUUAUGUCGGUGACAAGUCGAAAAUUUCAAGAUACAUUUGAAAUACCAGCAAUUGGACUUUUUGCAUUAAAUUUAACAAAUUUAAAUUUUUCUAAUUUAAAUCUCACUUGUUUUCCAUGGCGUACAACAAAUAAUAUUUUUCACGAACAUAUUAAAAAAUUAGAAACCAUUUUUAAUACUAGUAUAAAAAUUGAAAAAAUUAUCUUUCCAUCACAAGAAGAAUCUCUAAAUCAAAUAAAUAUUGAUGAACAUUAUUUUCAUGUCAAUUUAGACAGUGAAAAUAAGGAAAAUAUAAUGGAUUUACUUUUAAAAAGAAGUAAUAUUUUCGAGAGAGUAGAGAAAAUAGAAAAUUUAUUAAAAACAUCAAUUGAAACAAGAAUUAAAAAACAACCAUCAUAUUGCAAGAAUUGUAUAAAAUUAAUUUUAAAUAAUGAAAAUGUCAAAUGUUGUCAUACAAAAAUAGGAAUUCUUUUUUCGGGUGGUUUAGAUUCUUCAAUUAUAUCGGUAAUUGCCGAUAAUUUUAUUCCUGAGAAUGAAAGUAUAGACCUCAUAAAUGUUGCUUUUGAAAAAGUAAAUAAAAAUCCAAAAAACCAAAAUAAUGAAGAAAUAUAUAAUGUUCCUGAUAGAAAAACUGGUAGACAAAGUUUAGCUGAUUUGAAAUUAAUAUGUCCAAAGAGAAAUUGGAAUUUUGUAGAGGUAAAUAUAUCGCAAGAAGAAUUAAAUAUCUACCGUUCAUCACGUAUUUCCGAUUUAAUUUAUCCAUUGGAGACAAUUCUUGAUGAAAGUUUGGGCUGUGCUCUUUGGUUUGCUAGUCGUGGAAUUGGAUUUUUAAAAGGAGAAUCAUAUGAGUCUCCUUGUCGAAUUUUAUUAUUGGGUAUGGGUGCUGAUGAAUUAUUCGGUGGUUAUAUGAGACACAGAACAAUUUUAAAACACAAAGGUUGGAAAGCUUUGAUCGAGGAAUUAAAAUUAGAAUUGAACAGAAUUUCUGAUAGAAAUUUAGGUCGAGAUGAUAGAGUGACUUCUGAUCAUGGAAAGCAAGCAAGAUAUCCUUAUUUAGAUGAAAAUCUCGUGGAAUUUGUCCAAAGUUUACCUCCUUGGGAAAGAUGCUGUCCAACUGAGGAAUUUCCUUGUGGAUUGGGAGAUAAAUUACUCUUAAGAUUAGUUGCUAAAAAAUUAAAUCUCAAAAAUGCUGCAAAUUUUCCUAAAAGAGCUUUUCAAUUUGGUUCAAGAAUUGCCAAUGGAAGAGAAAAUGCAAAAGACAUAUCAAAUCGAUUAUAAAUUUUAGGUAAAACAAGAUGUAUUCCUUUUUUAAAAUUAAUUAACAUUUUUUUCUCAGCGACAACACAAAAUUUUGAAAAAUAUUUUAUUGACGAUACCCAUGUUUUUCGAAAAUUUCACGCUCAUUUGUAAAAAGUAAAUUUUUUUGUAUAUAUAAUAAAUAUAUAUAUAAUAAAAAUGUAAAUAU